Gigantopelta aegis is the source of this 1558-nucleotide messenger RNA. RefSeq names its product RIB43A-like with coiled-coils protein 2. Bases 85 to 1224 code for a protein of 379 amino acids. The transcript is spliced from 5 exons. Lineage: Eukaryota; Metazoa; Mollusca; Gastropoda; Neomphalida; Peltospiridae. The record is from RefSeq and is a predicted model, not a curated record.
AACGGUGUGGAAGGUUGUUUUGGUGUCUGAGACGGGUCUCCCGUUUAUUUUUUAAUAAUAAUUUUAAAGAAAUAACUCAACAAAAUGUAUAAACUAGAUUUGCCUGUCGAUUACAAAGAGGCGUCUGCCAUUGAAAGACGUCGAAAAAUGGAAGAAGACAGAAAGGGUAGAAUAUUUAAUGCGAAAAUCAGAACGAUUGGUGUUGACACUCAAGCUUUGACACAACAGGCACGUGACAAAGCCCAACAAGAAGAAUAUGAACAGAAACGACACGAGGCCUUUGCUGCCGAUGCUUUGAGAAAUGAUCGAAUAUCUCUGUUGCUGGAGAAGCGUCAACAGCAGGACAUGUACGAACUGAACAAGGCAGAGAAUGAAUUCCGAGCACUCCACCAGCAGGCCUGCAGCCGACGUGAGUGGGAUCUGUACGAUCCCGACUACCUCAAGAAGGACAAACCCGCUCGCGUCCACGACGACGAUCCCAGGUGCGGCAUCUCAAGCAUUCAGAAGUUUGACGGUGAAGACCUGAACAGCAAGGCGAGGAAAAAGUUCCAGGCCGAGCAGUCCAGGGAGUGGCAUGCUCAGCAGAAGCGUGAGCGCGAUCUCGCGGAGCAGUACCAGAAAGAGGCCGACAGGCUGUAUGAACUGAAGAUGCGUGAGCUGGACGCACGGGCCAUGGAGCUGGAGGAUGCAGAAAGACAGUGCAGGAGAGCAAUAGAUAUGGCCACGAAAGAUUACAAUGCUGCACAGGACCGUGAGAGGAAAGAGAAGGAAGCCCUGGCAAAACAACAGGAGCUGGAUGACAACAGCACAGAAAUUGCCAAUCAUAUAUUUGGUGACGUUCUAACAGAAAACCCCGCUGUGGCGCAGAGUGCAUUUGGUGCUCACCGGGUCAUACCGGACCGCUGGAAAGGCAUGAGUCCCCAUCAGCUGGAGGAAAUUCGCAAACAGCAAGAGAUUCAGAGGAAAGAGAAACAGAGGUUACAACAAGAGGAGGAGAUCAGAAACCGAGAGUGGGAGAGACAGGCGAUCAACAACGCACGCGCCGCUCUGCUUCUCGAGCGAGAGAGCGCGCGGAAGAAGAGAGAGCUACAGCAGCAGUUGGCGGACGAGAACCGGCGACUGGGCCAGGAACAGACCGACCACAAGAACUACUUGUACAAGGAAGUGUACACCAACCCUCCGACCGCCGCAUACUUCAUGCAGUUCAACACCACCACGCGAUAGAACGACGACGGGUAUUACAGUUCAUCAUUGAUGGAACUAUUAACAGACAUUACACUUCACCACGAGAGAGAGAGCGAGAGAGCUGUAAUAAGACAGUCGAUAAUUAUAACAACAUUCCACUUUAGCCAACACUUGUGAUAAAAAUGUUCACUUCCUGUAAUAUAAACUGUGUGGAUAAUAAUUUAUAAUAUAUACAUUUUUUAUCAAGAAAUUUGUAUAGAUUUAUUUUUAUGUAUAUAUGUGAGUCGGGAUUAUUUUAAAUGUGUAUUGAGCAGAUGUUGAGUAGAUAAUUUUAAGUAGUAAUCUGUCAAAUGUCCCAAUAAAAUCACCACAU